CUUCAAUCUAUUUGAUAUUUUUCUAAUGUAUUAUUUACUUUUAUUUCUAUAUUAUCGUGUAAUAUGACUCUUAUCGGUGCUAUUUUAAAUAAAGCGAAAUCCGUUGAAUCUGUGACGAAAAAGUACGCGUCACCUCCACCGGAAAUUGACAAGAUUCCAAAACGAAAGAAAAAGAAGGUUAUUGACAAGUACAAACAUGUCAAAGCAGUUGUGGACAGUUCACCGCCGCUCUAUGAUGCUCGGAUUUUGGCGCGAAAUCUGCCAAAAUGGCGGCGGAAUGUCCUCGAUGUGGCGCUUGAAAACACGCGGCUAGUGAUGGCUAUUAAAAGGACGCAUUUUAAUCGAUACAAACAUGUCAAAGCAGUUGUGGACAGUUCACCGCCGCUCUAUGAUUCUCGGAUUUUGGCGCGAAAUCUGCCAAAAUGGUGGCGGAACGUCCUCGAUGUGGCGCUCGAAAACACGCGGCUAGUGAUGGCUAUUAAAAGGACGCAUUUUAAUCGAGGUAAAGUGGACAGUUAUUGGACAAAACGCCUUCAUCACACCAACAUUUACUACGACAACCGGGUGAACUUCUUCAAGAGAGUACAAAGGGACAAUAAGGCUUUGUACACGCGCUUACUUAACGCUAUUCCCCGGAUAGCAACAACAGCGGAAUUAGAACGCGACUGGCAACGCAACCGACAAGAAAUACUUUACAAGGCCGUCAACAAGUUUGUUCUCUUCCCUCCAGUGCCGCAAGAGACAAUCGAAGACGCCAUCUUUUUAAAACCAUCAGGUGUAAAACGACAAAGGGUAUAUUUGAGUUUACGGUUUCGUGGCGGUGCUGUAAUCGGCGUAUUAAAAGUGGAACUGUUUGAGGAGGUGUGCCCCGAAACAUGCAGAUUAUUCCUCGAAUUAUUGGACGGUGACACUGGCUACGGAUACAUUGGGACCUGCUUUUUCAGGAAGGUGCCAGGCCUGUUCUGGCGGGGCGGAGACGUGGCGCGUGACUGUGGCGGCGGUUGCUACUUGCAGCGCGGCCGGUACGUCCCUCUGCCCGCAGAGAACUAUCACUUCCCGCACUCCAUGCCAGGUCUGCUGUCGAUGUGCGUGACGCGCAACAAUGAGGUUUGCGGGAUAUUUAACAUCACUUUCAAACCUUUGCCACAGUUUGACCUCAAUAACGUCGUUUUUGGCAGAAUUAUUCGCCCGUGCAAUGUGUACGAAGCAAUUCGCGGUUUGGGCGACGCACUGAGCACUCAGCCCGUCGUGGAGAUAGCGUCCUCAAGGCGCUUCGUCAAUAAAAAAUGGAAGAGCGGCGUAAAGAAUACAAAAUUAGUUGCUUUAAAUACAAACAAACGAAUUUAAAAUGAACUUUUAUUAAUUAAAGCGAUUUAACACUAUGGACU
Papilio xuthus (Asian swallowtail) is the source of this 1388-nucleotide messenger RNA. RefSeq lists its product as uncharacterized. Lineage: Eukaryota; Metazoa; Arthropoda; Insecta; Lepidoptera; Papilionidae. Gene Ontology annotation, cellular component: cytoplasm. Gene Ontology annotation, molecular function: peptidyl-prolyl cis-trans isomerase activity; cyclosporin A binding. Gene Ontology annotation, biological process: protein peptidyl-prolyl isomerization; protein folding. The record is from RefSeq and is a predicted model, not a curated record. Bases 64 to 1347 code for a protein of 427 amino acids. The transcript has 9 exons.